Rhincodon typus (whale shark) is the source of this 2402-nucleotide messenger RNA. RefSeq names its product tweety family member 3a (gene ttyh3a). Gene Ontology annotation, cellular component: plasma membrane. The coding region runs from base 295 to 1890 and encodes 531 amino acids. The transcript is spliced from 15 exons. Gene Ontology annotation, molecular function: volume-sensitive chloride channel activity; intracellularly calcium-gated chloride channel activity. The record is from RefSeq and is a predicted model, not a curated record. NCBI's taxonomy places the organism in Eukaryota, Metazoa, Chordata, Chondrichthyes, Orectolobiformes, Rhincodontidae.
CAAGGGCAGGACUGAAGCCUGGGAUCUAUGAGCAGAAAGUGGCGUCGGGCGGCUGAUCGCUGGAUUUUAUUGUUUUCUGUUGUCGGUAGAAGCGGCUCGCGGAGCCCCGGGAAUUUGCUCUGGGGUUGUGCUCGGGGUGGGCUGGGAGUGCUCAGUGCGGGCACACAGACCUUCUCUCCCCCCACGGGGCCGAAGCGGACUAGCUGUACACCGCGGGGAAGAUUUCGGGUGAAGCCGGGGAUGAGGUGAGGGUCGGGCCGGGCCCCCCAACCCCCGACACUCGGCUUUGGCCCAAUGGCUGCGGUGAAUUAUUCUCCUCCUUGGUGGGUAACCCUCCUGCACCGACUCCCCCACAUCAACAUCCAACUGGAGACGGUCAGUAGCGAGUUCCAGCCCGAAGACAGUCAGUACCAAGAGUCACUGUUGCUGUUGGGUGGAGUUGCCCUGGUCUGCCUUUCCCUCAACCUCCUCUUUCUUCUGUUCUAUUCCUUUUGGCUGUGUUGUCGAAGGAAGAGUGAAGAUCAGCCAAACGCAGACUGCUGCUGUACAGCAUGGUGUGUCAUCAUUGCAACACUUGUAUGCAGUGCGGGAAUAGCUGUUGGCUUCUAUGGUAAUGGUGAGACCAGUGAUGGAAUUUUCAGACUUGCCUACUCGAUGAGACAUGCGAACCGCACUAUUACAGGAAUUGAUUACCUAGUUUCUGAGAGUACUCAAGAUCUGAAUCGGACCAUAGAUGGAAGCCUUCGUACCUUGGAGGAUUUGUUUACAAAGGAACCGCGGUACCUAGAGAGAGUGCAGAAGUCAAAAAGUCUGCUUGGAGACCUUGUUAGACAGCUAACUGGAAUUCCAUUUUGGGAGAAGAAUGCCAUAUCUCUGGAAGACCUCGCUGUCUUUGUUGAGUUGUACGACUAUUACAGGUGGUUGGGGUAUCUUGGCCUGCUACUUUUUGACGUUCUUAUCUGUCUGCUGGUGCUGUUUGGCCUAAUCCGAAACUCAAAGGGAAUCCUCAUUUGUGCGGCUCUGCUGGGAGUGCUGACUUUGAUUAUCAGCUGGAGUUCACUUGGUCUGGAACUGGCAGUGUCAGUGGGUUCUAGUGACUUCUGUGUGUCUCCUGAAGCAUAUAUCUCCAAAAUGGCAGAUAAACAUGGUCUUAUUGCUAAAGAGGUUUUAAAUUACUACCUGGUAUGCAACAUUGGAUACCCAAACCCUUUUCAACAGAAGCUCUCUAGCAGCCAUAAAGCCCUAGUGGAGAUACAGGACCACAUAUCGGAGCUUCUAAAAUCAGCUGUACGCGAGUUUCCAUCCUCUCGAGAGUAUCUGGACCAGACUCAAAUAGUGUUGAAUUCAACAGAGACCACCCUGCAGCAGCUGACAGCUUUGGUCGAUUGCCGUAGUCUUCACAUGGAUUAUGUGCAGGCUCUGACAGGACUAUGCUAUGAUGGUGUGGAGGGUCUAAUUUAUUUGGUUCUAUUCUCCUUUGUAACUGCACUGAUGCUGAGUUCUAUUGUCUGCAGUGUUCCUCAUACCUGGAAGCAGAGCAAGAGUAGUCAUGUUGAUGAUGAUGGAGAUGAGGAUAUUGUGAGCCCACAAGGAAACCGCCAACAGCAUGACAACCUGUACAGAGUUCACAUGCCUAGCCUGUACAGCUGUGGGAGUAGUUUUGGUAGUGAGACCAGUAUUCCUGCUGCAGCACAUACAGUCAGCAAUGCUCCUGUUACAGAAUACAUGAGCCAGAACACAACUUACCAGAAUCCCCGUUGUGAGAACACACCUCUGAUUGGCAGAGAAUCUCCUCCUCCCUCUCUGUAUUUGGCUGCUCUGGACAAUGGUAGCCAUCUGAGCUGGCAGCCAAAGAACCGCAACAGUGUGAGAACGAACUCUUACUGGUAAAGAAGGCAGCAAACCAGAACAGUACUCGAACAGCAUGAGAGCCAAAUACCUCGCCACAAACAGGCCUGAAACCAACAGCAUCCACUAAGACUUGAGGAGAAAAGGAAAAAACUGGAACUUCUGCAUGUCCAAUGCCACUAAUACAGUUAUACUAACUUAAUGAGAACAGCACUAUUCUAUCAGUUGUACAGCAAAAGUAGAUUAGUGGUUACUAAGAAUGAAUAAUUUUGCCAAACUAAAUUAUGGUAAGACUGCAUGGGAGAUGUGUACCAUCAGAUUUGUAGAUGCUGCACAACCUUAUCAGUCCCAAUAUUACAUUUUACAUCAUUCCAGUUUGCUUCAAUUUAAAGUGUUCUCACUUCUACAUUGCAACAGGGAUGCCAGGAUAUGUAGGUGCACCAGUCUAUCACCAUGAACAAAACCACAAUAAAAUGUGUCAGGUUGUUUUCACAUUGUAAUAAUUGUAAAGUGCACCAAAUUGCUGUAGAUCAAUAAACUAUAAUUCAGAACAA